Messenger RNA from Bursaphelenchus okinawaensis, 2298 nucleotides. The record is from the annotation of a GenBank genome assembly. Lineage: Eukaryota; Metazoa; Nematoda; Chromadorea; Rhabditida; Aphelenchoididae.
AUGGACUUUGACGAGCGUUCCCAAGAAGCUCUCAAGUAUUUUGAAGCUAAACGCCAGGAGAACUCGGGUAAAAUACGUCAAACUGCUUAGUGGCUAGCUCUUUGGACUAUGUUUUAGAAUUCGGAAGGGUUCAUGAGGUUUAAAAAUGAAUUUUUGUUCAAAAGGAGCAAGAUAAUGAUGGAUAACAUGGCUUCUUUGAGUCAUAACUUUCUUCUUUUAUUAUAAGUUUUUUAAAUUUAGGUAGUAGUUAGAGUAGUUAAUUUUCUUUGAUAAAAAUUUGAGUUCGGGCUAAAGCUGUCAUUGAAAAAUUUUUUAUGAUUAAAAAUCAAGUAUAAUAUAUCAAAAAAUUUUAUUUUUUGCCUAUUUUUGGUCAAUUUUCUGCUAUUUUUAAUGAUCCUACCUCAAAAUAACGCAAAAUUUGAAUUAAAAAUGAACAAAAAAGCUUCAUAAACUUUAGAAUAAUAUUCAUCUUAUGUUACUUUAAAUAAACUUGUGAUUUUCAGACGAACGAGAUCGGAUUCAGAAGAAGACGUUCACCAAAUGGGUCAACAGAAACUUGACGAAACGUGGUCGUCGAGUGGAAGAUUUGUUUGUGGACCUGAGGAAUGGCUUCAAUUUGAUCGCAUUGCUUGAGGAACUUACACAAGAAGUUUUGGUAAGGGGUUUGAAUUUGGAUUUUGAGUUUUUUAGAAAAAUCUUUUGAUGUUUUGGGCUUUUUGGUCGAGGAAUUACGCUUUUUAUGUAGUUUUUGGGUUUAAAAAAGUCAUGCUUUAAAAAGUUUUGAUCUUUUUAAAUUUCAAAAUGAUUUUUUUUUAAAUUUUGUAAAGGUUUCAAUUUGAUUUACAUUUUUUAGCCAAAAGAAAACGGCGAAACUAGAUUUCAUCGGACACAGAACGUACAAUGUUGCCUGGACUUUUUACAACGAAGACAUGUAAGUCAUUUUAUAAGAGGAAUAUUAUUUUUAUUCGUAUACUUUUUUGUAGCGUGGGGUGGAGGUAGAGAGGAGUAUGAUGACAUAGGGUAGGGUAAGAUAGGUUAGGAGAGGGGUUGACCGAAAAGGGGGCCGACGAAGACCAAGAAGGCUUGAAAGGGGCCGGGUGGCAUGUGGGUUCGGCUUCUUUACAGGUAUAGAGAGGGAUGACUUUUACCAUAUCUUACUAGUUGGUAAGGGUAGAAUAGAUAAGAGUAUGGUAAGUAGAGAAGAAUGUGAUAGGGUAGGGUAAUCUAGAGUAGGAUACUGUAGGGCAGGGUAGUGUAGGGUAGGAUAGAGUAGGGCAAACACAAGGUAGGGUAAGGUAAAAUAGAGUAGGGUAAGGGAAGGCACAGCAGAGUAAUUUGUGAUCUAUUUUUUUAUGUCAGGGUAAAAUACGGUCUUCCUAUAUAUGUGCGAAAUUUUCAGAUCAAAUUAGUAAACAUCAGACCAAAAGACAUUGUGGAUGGUAAUGGAAAACUCACACUUGGCUUGAUUUGGACAAUCAUUUUGAGCUUCCAAAUCUCGGUUAUCACUCAACGUCAAGCUGAAGAAGAGCAGAAGCGAGAACGACGACGAUCCAGCCAACAAUCACCUAAAAUCGAAUCAAAUGGAGAGCCUGGAGCUGAGGCUUUGAAUGAAUAUGGAUAUGCGGAAGGAUCGAGCAGUACUAAGGUUGGUUUAGUUUUUGAUUUGAGGGUUUUUUGGAAUUUCAAAAAAUUUUUUUCAAAAUUUUUUUAAAAAAAAAUUUUUUGAAAUUUUGAUUUUUUUGUACAAGUAUGAUUUCCAUGCUGGUCUAGCAUUAAAAAUGUGUUUUUUGUGGUAAUCGGCUUUAGAAAUAACAAAGGAUAAUAUAAAACAACAAGAAAUACUUAAUUUACAAUGUAUAAACCAAAGAUAUUAUCAUAAGACUAUCAAUACAUAUAUUAGCACAACGCUAAAAUUAUAAAAAAAUCAGAAAAAGAAGUUGAAAUGAUGACAAAGUAAAGAAACACUAACUCAAAUGUCGUAUUUAUAAUCGACUUACAGCUUUUCAAACCGAAAAAAAAACGUCAGAAAUCAUAAUCCCUUUGCUUUGAUCAGAUCUAUUGUCAAAGUUUACGCACUUAUUUAAAAACCAUAUUCAAAAAACUACAGUUUGUUAUAUUUGCACUACUAUGUUGUGUAGUAUAAUAUAUGUUGAGUUUUGCACUGUAUAUUGAAAUCAAUGUUGAAUUAUUAUAUAUUGUGACAAAAUUAAAUUUUUUUUUUUGAGUUUUAAAAUUGUUGUGUAGGGCCAGGCAUUGGUGAGGAUGGAUAAAGGUGAAGGUCCAGGAAUGUUUUUUUAA